AAAUUCUGUCAAAAUUUGUGUUUUUUCGUUUUGUUUUUCGUCACAAUUUUUUUUGGUCAAAAUGUUCAGAUGCACCUUGGAGGAGUUCAUGGCUCUUCUGGUCAUGGCUAUCGCGUUAUUAGCCCUACUGCACUGGGGCAUUCGUGUUGCAUUUGAGUCCAAAAUAUCGGGGACUACGAAAAACGAAAUAAAAAUGGGAGUAAACAUCCGAAGGAGAGAAGGCGUGUCUGCCAUGCAGCACGACCACAACAACGGUAGCAACAACAUCAUCAUGGGAAAUUCGCAAAAUCGGGCGGCGAGCGGCGAUGAGAAGUCACCGCCAGGUGGCGCCAGUCUGGUGCGGAUGGGAAUGCCAGGUGGCGGUAGCGCUGGCGGUGUGGGCGGAGCCCUUGCGGAUAGGAGGAACAGCCGAGUUCGCGUCCUCAGCCGUUUGAUGGGUCAGAAACGCAUUCGCGAGGCAUUCCUACACUCGCCAAAAAUGGGAUCGAGUCUGGAGGUCAAUUUGGAGGGCGGCGGCGGAGACGGAAGUGGCGAUUGGACCGCAGCGGAAACGGAAGUGGAGCAUGGACAAAUGGAUGCCAGCGCCGAACAAAUAGAUUUUCACGACGUGGUCAGUUUGGAUUACACCGACUCUUUAGAGUACCACAACUGCAGCAGCGACGACUGUUGCUAUGCCUCCAAUGAUACCCUAACUCAGCACCAGCAUCAGGAACUGCAGCAGCGACAGAGGCAACAUCAUCCUCACAAUCAUCAAACCCAUCAAAAGAAUCUCCAUUACCCCUACGAUCGGAGGUCGUUGUGCACAAGUUGUUCAAGCAAUGAUUCCCUAUUCACAGAUCCCGUGGACGAGCUGAUCAUAUCCAAGCAGUAUUUAAAUGCAGCUAAGACCGAUCUAAAUCAAAAGUCGAAGCGCGAUCGUCCACUGAGCGAAAUAAGUGUGACUUCGGUGGACACCCUUUCCCCGAACACCGCGAAGGCAGUCCUCGAACUGCAGAAGCGCUGCCGAGCAGAUAAGUUGGCCUGCCUGAGCCUAACUCGAGUCACCUACCUCAGCAUAGCCAAUGAUCCUCAGGGAGUCGAGGAGGUGGACCAGGCUGCAUUGCUCAAUACCGGUCUUUUGGUAGCGCCAAAUAGCCCAGCGGAGAGUUCGCCGGACGAAGAACUCAUGGCCCUGCAGUUGGGCAAGAAGCUGGCCCAAGUCUUGGGCAGUGGAUCGGGAACCCCUUUGACCCCGGGAAACAUGGAAUCGGGACCUCGCGUUGAUUCACCCCUGGGCAAUGGGGAACUCUUCAACGUGUCCAAGGCCAAGAAGGUCGAGCUGCAGAACCUGUCCUCCCGAUUUACAGCCGCCGUCAGCCAAACGCCGCCAGGAGCUUCCUCAUUAACACCAAAUGAAACAGGAGCUUCAGGACUCACAGGACCUUCGGGACAUUCAGGACUUUCGGGAGCAGGAGCUACAACAUCCUCGUCGUCGCUGGAAACGCAAUCAACUGUUAUAAUUUCGUUUAAAUCAUCUCAAACACCUGUGCAGUCUCAAACGAAUUCUGCAGCCUCCGACAAUGUUGAGGAUGACACGGCACCCCUGCCACUCCCACCGCCGCCACCCGGCUUCGGCACGCCCACCACGCCCCUUUUGUCGAGCAAUGUGCUGAAGAAGGUCGCCAGCUUCACGGUCGAGAAGUCUUCGGCGGGCAAUAAUAGCUCCAAUCCCCCGAUUUCCAGCCCCGCCAAUGAUGAGGCCACCCUCCUGGCCACUCCAGUCUCUUCGGCGCUGCUGAUGGCAACCCUGCCGCCCGAAAUCGCCGUGGGAGUAGCAGGGGGCGUGGCCGGGGGAGCUGGUUCGCGACGCGGCUCAUCUUAUGUACCGGAAAAGUUAAGCUUCGCUGCAUAUGAAAAGUUCGAAGGUCAAAUGCUGAUGAAAUGGCUAAUCUCAACGAUGCAGAGCAACCCGAAGAGUUCCUACAGCGACGCCAACCAGGAAUUAUUCAAUACUCUAGCUCUGCAGUUCUGCAACAAUCUCAAAUAUGUCGGCGUCCUCAAGCAGAUCUCCAACGAGCACUUGGAUUGCGGAUUUAGCCCCUAUGAGAUGUACCAAUGGACGCACACGGAGCAGCCGACGACUUCGCUGCCUUUGACCCCCGGAAAACUGGAUAAGGUGGCGGCUUGGCCAUUUUCCAGCACACCAUCAGGAACUCGAGCCCUGGACUCGGCUUCCUUGGGAUGCCUGGGAGCAGGUGCAAUUGGAGGAUCACUGGCAACGAUUGCCACUGGGUCCACUGCAACGUCGGAUAAUCAGAAAACCCUGCAGCAGAUCCUCAAGAAGCGUCUCCUCAACUGCUCAACCUUAGCCGAAGUUCAUGCGGUUGUAAAUGAGCUGCUGAGCAGUGUGGACGAACCACCGCGUCGUCCUUCGAAGAGAUGUGUGAAUCUCACGGACCUGUUAAAUGCCAGUGAGGCAACAGUUUAUGAAUACAACAAAUCGGGAGUGGAGGGUGGCUUAAGGAGCUUCGCGGAUGCGGAAACUCAAACGGAAAAUGAGAAGAUGGAUUGCGAGGGAGCAUGCAAAUGCGGUCAAUCCUUGAAGGAAAUUUCCGAUGAGGAACACUCAAAGCAAAAUGAGGAAAAUAAGGAAAAGGCACCUGCCCUUGCUCCACCUCCCCCUCCGCCUCCUCCACCGCCACCCGCCUUUGGAGCACCUCCACCACCUCCUCUUCCACCCCUAGCUAAAACUGGGGCACCACCACCUCCGCCACCUCCUCCUCCUGUCAGUGGUGCUGGUCCACCUCCUCCUCCACCCGCUCCCGUCGAUGGAGGCGGUGCAAUACCUCCUCCUCCGCCACCCAUGAAUGCGUCCGCCUCAAAGACGCCGAUCUCACCCGCCCCACUUCCUGAUCCCGCCGAAGGCAAUUGGUUCCAUCGCACAAAUACGAUGCGAAAAAGCGCCGUUAACCCGCCGAAGCCGAUGCGCCCUUUAUAUUGGACGCGGAUCGUCACGAGUGCCCCGCCUGCGCCUCGCCCCCCAUCGGUGGCUAAUUCCACGGACAGUACUGAAAACAGCGGAAGUUCCCCGGACGAACCUCCGGCUGCAAACGGCGGAGAAUCCCCGCCCGCUGCACCACCUACAAAGGAAAUUUGGACGGAAAUCGAGGAGACCCCGCUGGAUAAUAUCGAUGAGUUUACGGAGCUGUUUUCCCGCCAAGCAAUGGCUCCCGUUAGCAAGCCCAAGGCUAAAGUCAAGCGAGCCAAGUCCAUCAAAGUCCUUGACCCGGAGAGAUCCCGAAAUGUGGGCAUUAUCUGGAGGAGUCUGCAUGUGCCGUCCAGCGAAAUCGAGCAUGCUAUAUACCAUAUAGACACAUCGGUAGUCAGCUUGGAGGCCCUACAGCACAUGAGCAACAUCCAGGCGACGGAGGAUGAGUUGCAGAGGAUCAAAGAGGCAGCAGGCGGGGAUAUUCCCCUCGAUCAUCCCGAGCAAUUUCUCCUGGAUAUCUCUUUGAUAUCCAUGGCCAGCGAGAGAAUCUCCUGUAUUGUCUUCCAAGCGGAGUUCGAAGAGUCCGUAACUUUGUUGGUUCGAAAGCUGGAAACUCUAUCCCAGCUUUCGCAGCAACUGAUCGAAAGCGAGGAUCUGAAGCUGGUCUUCUCCAUAAUUCUUACCCUGGGAAACUAUAUGAACGGCGGAAAUCGACAGCGGGGACAAGCCGAUGGCUUCAAUCUGGAUAUUUUGGGAAAGCUCAAGGAUGUCAAGUCAAAGGAAUCGCACACCACCCUGCUCCAUUUCAUAGUUCGCACCUAUAUCGCGCAUCGGAGAAAGGAGGGAGUGCAUCCUCUGGAGAUCCGACUGCCUAUUCCAGAACCAGCGGAUGUAGAAAGAGCUGCCCAAAUGGAUUUCGAGGAGGUGCAGCAGCAGAUCUUUGAUCUCAAUAAGAAGUUUUUGGGUUGUAAGAGAACCACCGCCAAAGUUUUGUCUGCUUCCCGCCCGGAAAUCAUGGAGCCGUUCAAGUCUAAAAUGGAGGAGUUCAUGGAGGGAGCGGACAAGUCGAUGGCCAAGCUCCACCAAUCUCUCGAGGAGUGUCGCGAGUUGUUCUUGGAGACAAUGAGGUUUUAUCACUUUUCGCCCAAGGCCUGCACCCUGACCUUGGCCCAGUGUACACCCGAUCAGUUUUUCGAGUACUGGACUAACUUCACCAAUGACUUCAAGGAUAUUUGGAAGAAGGAGAUUACCAGUCUCUUGAAUGAACUGAUGAAGAAAUCGAAGCAGGCCCAAAUUGAGUCCCGUCGCAACGUAUCCACCAAGGUGGAAAAGUCCGGACGGAUUUCUCUGAAGGAGCGCAUGCUGUUGAGGCGCAGCAAAAACUAGUUAGUUAGCUAUAAACAACACCCCUAUAAUAUAUUUUUUAUUUCUAGUUGCUUUUUAUUACACUAUUGCUAAGCAAAUUCUCGUUACAUGGAUUCAUUCUCCACUAAUUGUUAGGUUACACAAUUGUAUAAAAACUUUAAACGCAGGCGUGGCUCUAAAAAUAAAAUGUCCUUGCUAUUGUGAUCAUAA
Molecule: messenger RNA, 4543 nt
Organism: Drosophila eugracilis
Lineage: Eukaryota; Metazoa; Arthropoda; Insecta; Diptera; Drosophilidae
Gene: capu
Product: protein cappuccino
Biological process (GO): cortical actin cytoskeleton organization; actin filament network formation; actin nucleation
Cellular component (GO): cytoskeleton; actin filament; cytoplasm
Molecular function (GO): microtubule binding; actin filament binding
Source: RefSeq, a predicted model, not a curated record